UACUCUAUUCGAAAACAUAACACAUCAUGUCUGGACGCGGCAAAGGAGGCAAAGUUAAGGGAAAGGCAAAGUCCCGCUCAAAUCGCGCCGGUCUUCAAUUUCCCGUUGGUCGAAUCCACCGUCUGCUGAGAAAGGGAAAUUACGCCGAACGUGUCGGUGCUGGAGCACCUGUCUAUUUGGCAGCUGUGAUGGAAUAUCUCGCUGCAGAAGUGUUGGAGCUGGCAGGAAAUGCUGCUCGUGACAACAAGAAGACCAGAAUCAUCCCGCGUCAUCUGCAGCUGGCCAUUCGCAACGAUGAGGAGUUGAACAAACUACUCUCAGGAGUCACUAUUGCUCAGGGCGGCGUUCUGCCAAACAUCCAAGCCGUACUAUUGCCCAAGAAGACCGAAAAGAAGGCCUAAAUCGAAAGCUGAACCAACCCUUGUACAAAACGUCCUUUUCAGGACGACCACACAUUUGUGAUAAAGAAAAAAAUUGAAAUUGUUUCUAAUGGUGCAAUGGGCCAACACAAUUUAUUAUACAAUUAUGCGAUACGACUGGCAUGACGCUCAGCAGCACGUUGUAGAGGAUCUGAUUUUUUCAAGUGCUUUCCAAU
This is a messenger RNA of Topomyia yanbarensis, 595 nucleotides long. Its product is annotated as histone H2A. The coding region runs from base 27 to 401 and encodes 124 amino acids. Lineage: Eukaryota; Metazoa; Arthropoda; Insecta; Diptera; Culicidae. The transcript has a single exon. Gene Ontology annotation, cellular component: nucleosome. The record is from RefSeq and is a predicted model, not a curated record. Gene Ontology annotation, molecular function: DNA binding; structural constituent of chromatin; protein heterodimerization activity.